Molecule: messenger RNA, 1530 nt
Organism: Mollisia scopiformis
Lineage: Eukaryota; Fungi; Ascomycota; Leotiomycetes; Helotiales; Mollisiaceae
Product: L-lactate dehydrogenase
Exons: 3
Coding region: 434-1357 (307 amino acids)
Biological process (GO): carboxylic acid metabolic process
Cellular component (GO): cytoplasm
Molecular function (GO): L-lactate dehydrogenase (NAD+) activity
Source: RefSeq, a predicted model, not a curated record
AACAUGCCAUGGGCUUCGAGCAUGACAUACUGGUCUUGGAUUGCGAUAUUCUUCUUUCCGCAGGCCUCUUUGAUUGAUUAUGGCUGCCCUCAGGAUCUUGUCAAGAACUCUAAGCAGCCGACAUUUGACAUGGUCAUGUAGCUAUGCAUACCUAGGUAUGUAAGAUCUUACCUUAUGUUUGCUUCUGGUAAACCCGACUCGGCACGUGACUCGGCACGCAAGGCUCUGUUGUCAUUCAUUGAGAUGAGAAACAGCUGUGAUAGGAUACGUGUUACACUAAACCUAUCCUGGAAAUCAUACGAUGGUCAUUGUUGUCCACAGGCAAGCAUAAUAAUACUCGUGUCACACACUGGCAAAGCAUUGCACAUUCCCACACCGCUCAAUUUUCAUUGAAUUCCUUCAACUACCUUGAACCGCUUCACACAGGACGAAGAUGUCAGCUUCAGGAGGCUCGAUAGCCAUCAUAGGAGCAGGAUCUGUUGGAUCAGCCGUUGCAUAUUCUCUCCUUCUCCGCCAAGUUGUUGCUGACAUUGUUUUGGUCGACAUCAAUCACGAACUAUGUCAAGCACAAGUGAAUGAUCUCUCAGAUGCAACAUUCCUCUCAAACGUCAGGAUCCGACAGGGGAGUGUUCAAGAUGCCCAGAAUGCUGAUAUUAUCAUCAUCACUGCCGGAGCCAAACAAAAGCCAGGCGAUACUCGACUUAAUCUGAUAGAUCGAAACUACAAAGUUUUGAAGUCUAUCCUUCAGUCUCUGCAACCGAUUCGCAACGAUUCCAUCUUACUCAUUGUUGCUAAUCCUGUCGACGUUCUUACCCUGUUUGCACAGAGACUCUCGGGUUUGGCGAAGAAUCAAGUUCUUGGAUCUGGGACUCUGUUAGACUCGAUCAGGCUUACUAGGAUUCUCGCGAGUAAGCUCGAGGUCGCUGAUACAUCUAUCCACGCCUUCGUAAUUGGCGAGCAUGGUGAUUCUCAAUGUGUCGCCUGGUCUACGGCAACCGUGCAUGGAACACCACUACUGAAAGUCCUCCCAUUGACCGACAAUGAACGCGAGGAAAUAGCCACUACGACCAGGAAGAAAGCCGAAGCUAUCAUCAAAGUGAAAGGUUUUACCUCGUACGGUGUUGCAGCCGUAACAUCAAGAAUCUGCGAAGCUAUCAUCUUUGAUCAUCGCCAAGUCUUACCGCUAAGUCACUGGCAACAAGACCUCGACUGCUGUCUCAGUCUCCCUGCUGUCCUUGGUAGAGAUGGUAUCAUUUCGUCGUUUCCUCUUCACUUGGAUGAAGAAGAACAGUCAUUCCUGUCAGAAUCGGCAAAGGGCUUAAGGAAGGUUAUCGAAGAAUACAAGGAGGACCUGUGAUGGAGCUCAGACGCAUUCGUUACUUCGUCUUCAUCAUUUUGCGACUCCCAAGUCGUCUUACCACUGCUCUGGCAAUCAGUCAGAAGCUCAAGAUGCCAUCUCUCGUAUCAGAACUGCCUUCGCACUUCAUGGCAUCUUGUUGUAGUUCUAAGUCAACAACCCCUACAUCGUUG